GAGAGGCAACAGGAGCGGAGCUGAGGAGAGAGAGAGAGAGAGAGAGAGAGAGAGAGAGAGAGGGGACGCUCUAAGCUACAUGCAACAGCACAUCGCAGACACAUGGAGAGCAAGAUGCUGAGCGCAGCCGUGCUGUGCGUGUGUGCGUUAGCCUGCAGUAAGGCUCUCGGGGCAGUGGACAGAUCAGACAGCGGCAAUUUUCUGGAUGAUAAAUGGCUCUCUGGACACUGGGACAAAUUCAGAGACGAGGUGGAGGAACCAGGAGCAUGGAAUCCUGGGAAACCUUUUGAUCAAGUUCUGGACCCCAAAAAAGAUCCAUGCCUAAAGAUGAAAUGCAGUCGCCACAAAGUCUGUGUUGCCCAUGACUACCACACAGCAAGCUGUAUUAGCCAAAGGAGGAUGACUCAAAGCAUGAAAGAAGUUGGCCUAGGUGAGAAGCCAGGAUCUAGGCGAUCAAAAUGUAAGCAGUGCCCAGUUGUCCAUCCUUCUCCUGUCUGUGGAACUGAUGGUCAUACUUACUCAGUUAAGUGUAAACUGGAAUAUCAGUCAUGCAUUUCGGGAAAAAAGAUAUCAGUGAAGUGUAAUGGGAGGUGUCCAUGUCAUUCUUAUAAACCCAAGCUUAAAGAAGAAAAGAGAAUUUGCAGUGACCUGGAGCACAAAGAAGUGGUUAGCAGGCUGCGUGACUGGUUCAAGGUACUACAUGAACAUGGAAACCAGAACAAAAAAACAAGAAACAUGCACACUCCAGAACGAAGCAGGUUUGACACAAGUAUCCUCCCUAUUUGCAAGGAUUCUCUCGGCUGGACUUUUAACAGACUAGACACAAACUAUGACCUUCUUCUAGAUCAGUCUGAGCUUGGAAGCCUGUAUCUCGACAAAAAUGAUCACUGCACUAAAUCAUUCUUCAAUACUUGUGACACAUACAGAGAUGGCUUGAUUUCCAACAAUGAAUGGUGUUACUGCUUCCAAAGGCAACAAGAUCCUCCCUGCCAAACAGAGCUCACCAGUAUACAGAAAAAGCAAGCCGGAAGGAAGCUCUUAGGAUUAUACAUCCCAUCCUGUGAUGAAGAUGGUUACUAUAAACCAAACCAGUGUCAUGGAAGCACAGGACAGUGCUGGUGUGUAGACAGAUAUGGAAAUGAGAUUACAGGAUCCAGACGAAACGGAGCAUCAGACUGUGGAGUUGAGCUUGAGACCUCUGGUGACUUUAGCAGCGGAGAUUUCCAUGAACUCUCAGAUGAUGAAGACGGUGAGGAUGACUUCAUAAAUGAGGAAGAUGAAAUUGAUGAUGAUGAUGAUGAAGAUGAAGGUGACGAUGAAGAGGAUGAUGGCGGAUACAUAUCAUAGUUCCCUGUCACCAUAAACUAUUUGAAUUGCACGUUUCUAAGCUGAAGUCCCUGGCAAGUCACUUAACGUGUUAUCAGCCCAAGGAUUUUGCGGAGUGUGUAUAUUUUGUAUAGCUAAAUCUUCAGACAUUACCAGCAAAGGCACUGAAGCUUUUUUUUCCUUGUAAAAAUACAUUAGAAAUGUGGUCGUGGUUUUGAAAUUAUUAAAACAAAAUGGCAAGACGACAAGUUUAGAUGGGGGCCAUUUAACAGGAGAAUUGGCAAAAAACAUAAACUUCACGUGAUGAACGUCACGUUAUGACUGAAAAAUUCUGGAAAUAUAGCAAAAAUGUUACGUGCCGUUGUUUCCUUUAAUUCCUUUGACUUCCUUUCUCUAGGGGAAUUGUUCAUAUUUUUAGUAGCUUUACCAACAACAGCAGGAUAACGUUUAAGCUUAUAUGACAUCAUUCUUCUUUCUGAAUUUAUCACAUAAAACCGGAUGGGUGAGCAGCCAUAUUGGGAGGAUUAACAGUGUGUGAAGUCUUUUAAUUUGGUGUGUUCAGUCUCUAAAACAGGGUAUAUGGUGUAAUCGAAAGAGUAUUAAGACAUAGAGAGGCUUCCUUUAUUUUAGUUAUUGAACCAAACCUUGACCUAACGUAGCUUUUUAUAGCCAAUCAUUUCUAACUAUUCAAAUGGAUUAUUAUUGUAUGCCGCAUGGUGCAGGUCAUUUUUCCAACAUAUACUGUAUAUCUAUUUUGUUUUGUUUAUUGCUUGUGUUAUUUUAAAAUUUCCAUGUAUUUGCAUUAUAUGUAUUAUGAUAUCUUGUAGAUAAGCAAAUAUAUACAGCUCUUUUAAAAAUGUCAAUACUUAUUGAAAACAUUUCUUACCAUGAAUCCUAAAAUUUAAAAAGCAAACUUUGCUGGUCCAACUUUCACAGUCACUAUUGCACAUAUAUGCACAUAUAUGGUAUAUAAAUCUCAAUAUUCUGUAUAUGUGGCUGAGUGUAUGUGUGUGAGGCCAUUUUGUAUUAAACAGAAAUGACCUUAUUUAUUAUUAGUUUAUAAACUGAGGCUGUAUUGUAAGGUGCCUUUAAGAUAUAGAUAUAGAACAUUUUUGGCAUGCCUAAGAAAGUUAAACUUUAGAUUACAGUUAAGUACAUACCCUGUCAAAAAUUAUUAUAUUGUCAAAUGUCAUGAAAAUAUGAUUUUUUAAAUUUUAUUACUUAUGAUUAUGUUGCUAAACCUCUUUAUUUUUUUGCAGUGACCUUGAGUUUAAUAGUAUGAAAUCCAAUUCUUUCUUCUAGAAAAAGAGCAUAGUAAUGGAUUGAAUACAGAUGUGUCUGUCUUUAUAUUGACAAACAUGUUUAGAUUUACUCGGCUUCAGGCAACUUGAUUGAUGCUGCCCUCCAAUACAAACAUAUUUUAUUUCUUAAAUAAUGUUUCCAGUUUAUUUCAGUAAUACAAAUUAUGUUUCACGGUUAGAAAGCAACAAUAUAUAUUUUUUUUUACUGUUCAUGUAUAAUUUGCAAAAAUAAAGAUUGGUAGCCAACUGUUA
Messenger RNA from Polypterus senegalus (gray bichir), 2879 nucleotides. RefSeq names its product SPARC (osteonectin), cwcv and kazal like domains proteoglycan 3 (gene spock3). The transcript has 12 exons. The record is from RefSeq and is a predicted model, not a curated record. Lineage: Eukaryota; Metazoa; Chordata; Cladistia; Polypteriformes; Polypteridae. Bases 103 to 1347 code for a protein of 414 amino acids. Gene Ontology annotation, molecular function: calcium ion binding; protein binding.